AUGGCUUACGUGCAGGCGAUGAUGCGGCUGGACAAGCAAGGGCUGAUCUAUGCAUUGAAAGGGUUCUAUCUUCGGUAUAACCCAGAUAAUGCCAAGAACGCUUUCGAGAUAGCAUCGACUUACAUGGACGACCAAGAGGAGCUGAACCAUAGGUUACAAGCCAAGUAUGGUGAAGACCUUGAGAACUACACGUUUGAAGCCCAGGCCUCGAAUUCCUCCAGGCGUCCGCAUAGAGAUACUAGAGAGCAAGUCGCCAACCUGAUCUAUAUCUCGUCUUCUCCUGUCAAGAACGAGUCACGGGUCCAUCGCUACGUCGAGCGGAGUCCUGAGAUCUUACCUGCUGAUUUCAACAAAAAUGAGAACCCAAACCUGCCGUCACCAACUCCUCCGAGGCAGAACGAGGACGAAGACAACUCCUUUGCUGCGAUGUUCGAUAAGUUCCUAGAAAGCCUGCCUCUCAGAUCGCGAGAGUCCCCCAAUGUUUGGAUCCAUGGCGACCUGCUUGCCUUCGACGGGUUCACAAAGACAUGGAAGAAGAAGUUCUUCACUUUCGAUGGUCAUCGCCUGGCAUACAACGUGCAUGAAGGGUUGAACUAUGAGAUUGAACUCGACGAUACUUCUGAGAUUCAUGUGUUGAACCAACCUAAGUUUGGAGAGUAUAUCUGUUUCGAAGUGGAGGCUGUAGGUGGAGAUCGAUACCUGUGCAGUUGUGACAGCACCGACACAAGAAGCCUUUGGUUGCGGAAGUUCGAGCAGGCUGGCAUUCCUCUUCACUUUCAGUCGCAUGACCCUGACCUACUCUCUGAGAUGGUGCGCGUGUUCACCUUCUAG
Guillardia theta CCMP2712 is the source of this 831-nucleotide messenger RNA. RefSeq lists its product as hypothetical. The record is from RefSeq and is a predicted model, not a curated record. The coding region runs from base 1 to 831 and encodes 276 amino acids. NCBI's taxonomy places the organism in Eukaryota, Cryptophyceae, Pyrenomonadales, Geminigeraceae. The transcript is spliced from 8 exons.